Molecule: messenger RNA, 993 nt
Organism: Elephantulus edwardii (Cape elephant shrew)
Lineage: Eukaryota; Metazoa; Chordata; Mammalia; Macroscelidea; Macroscelididae
Product: calcium uptake protein 1, mitochondrial-like
Exons: 9
Coding region: 1-993 (330 amino acids)
Biological process (GO): mitochondrial calcium ion homeostasis; calcium import into the mitochondrion
Cellular component (GO): uniplex complex
Molecular function (GO): calcium ion binding
Source: RefSeq, a predicted model, not a curated record
AUGUUUCGCCUUAAUUCACUUGCUACACUGGCGGAACUGGCUCUGGGCUCUCGAUGGUACCAUGGAGGGUCCCAGUCCACUCAGGUUAGGAGACGACUAAUGAUGGCAGCUUUCCUGGGAGCAUCUGCAGUAACUGCGAGUACCGGGCUCUUGUGGAAGAGGGCUCAUGCAGAAUCUCCAUCAUCAGUAAACAACCUGAAGACUGAAGGAAAGAGUAAAGAUGAAGGGGAAGUUUGUGACCCUGAAAAAAAGGCUGCAGAUACUUGUCUUGAGCCUUAUCCAGAAGAGAAAAAGAAGAAACGUUCUGGAUUCAGAGACAGAAAAGUGAUGGAAUAUGAGAACAGAAUUCGCGCCUACUCUACACCUGACAAAAUCUUCCGGUAUUUUGCUACCUUGAAAGUUAUCAGUGAGCCUGGUGAAUCUGAAGUGUUUAUGACUCCACAAGAUUUUGUGCGAUCCAUAACACCCAAUGAGAAGCAACCAGAACAUUUGGGCCUGGAUCAGUAUAUAAUAAAACGCUUUGAUGGAAAGACAGAGAAAAUUUCCCAGGAACGAGAAAAAUUCGCUGAUGAAGGCAGUAUAUUUUACACGCUUGGAGAAUGUGGGCUCAUAUCUUUUUCAGACUACAUUUUCCUUACUACUGUUCUUUCAACUCCCCAGAGAAAUUUUGAAAUUGCCUUCAAGAUGUUUGACUUGAAUGGAGAUGGAGAAGUAGACAUGGAGGAGUUUGAACAGGUUCAGAGCAUCAUUCGCUCCCAAACCAGCAUGGGGAUGCGUCACAGAGAUCGUCCUACCACUGGUAACACCCUCAAAUCCGGCUUGUGUUCAGCCCUUACAACCUACUUUUUUGGAGCUGAUCUCAAGGGGAAACUGACCAUCAAAAACUUCCUGGAAUUUCAACGCAAACUUCAGCAUGAUGUUCUGAAGUUAGAGCUGGAAAAACUCCUAGCCUACUCAUCAGCCUGCCGGACAGUUCCUUUUUCGGAGACAUAG